CAGCAUUGUAUCGAAUUUUCGAACUGUGGUACAGUGGUCCGCUGUCUGCCAUAUUCUGUAGUGACUGAAUGUUUGUGAGCGUGAGGAUAGUGUGCACAUAACCAGCCAAAAUGUCGGGGAACACGGGGAUGGAACAGCUCAUCCCCAUUGUGAACAAAUUACAAGAUGCUUUCACACAAUUGGGCGUCCAUAUGCAACUGGAUCUGCCUCAAAUUGCCGUAGUUGGUGGUCAAUCAGCUGGCAAGUCCUCCGUCCUGGAGAAUUUCGUCGGACGGGAUUUUCUACCCCGUGGUUCAGGCAUUGUGACCAGACGACCCCUCAUCUUACAGCUCAUUAACCAUCCACAUGAAUAUGGCGAGUUCCUACACAAGAAGGGGGAGAAAUUCAGCAACUUCGAUGAGAUCAGGAAGGAGAUUGAGGCGGACACGGAUCGCAUCACGGGUCAAAAUAAAGGAAUCUCCCCCGUCCCCAUCAACCUAAGAGUCUACUCCCCUAAUGUGCUAAACUUGACGCUUAUUGACUUGCCGGGUUUGACGAAAGUGCCCUUGGGUGAUCAGCCACCAGACAUCGAGCAACAGAUCCGCAACAUGAUCAUGACCUACAUUACCAAAGACAGUUGUCUGAUCUUGGCUGUAUCACCUGCCAACUCAGAUUUAGCCAACAGUGAUGCUCUUAAAUUAUCCAAAGAUGCUGAUCCUGAUGGUAUCCGAACUAUUGGUGUCAUCACAAAGCUAGACUUGAUGGACGACGGAACAGAUGCUCGGGAUGUUUUAGAAAACAAACUCCUCCCCCUACGGAGAGGCUACGUGGGCGUUGUUAAUAGAUCUCAGAAGGAUAUUGAUGGAAGGAAGGACAUUAAGGCUGCAAUGGCAGCUGAAAGAAAAUUUUUCCUGGGUCACCCAUCCUACCGUCACGUUGCUGACCGCAUGGGAACCCCGUACCUGCAGCGUGUUCUCAACCAGCAGCUCACCAACCACAUUAGAGAAACUUUACCAAGUCUUCGUGAUAAACUCCAGAAACAGUUAUUGACAAUGGAAAAAGAGGUGGAUCAAUACAAAAAUUUUCGCCCAGACGAUCCAUCCAUCAAAACAAAAGCCAUGUUACAGAUGAUUCAACAGCUUCAAAAUGACUUUGAGCGAGCUAUUGAAGGAUCCGGCUCAACCCUAAUCAACACCAACGAGCUUUCAGGAGGUGCCAAGAUCAAUCGCCUUUUUCAUGAGCGUUUCCCGUAUGAGAUUGUUCGCAUGGAAUUUGAUGAGAAAGAACUCCGCAGAGAAAUUGCUUUUGCCAUCAGAAAUAUUCAUGGUAUUCGAGUGGGCUUGUUUACUCCUGACAUGGCAUUUGAUGCCAUUGUUAAAGGACAGAUUGCUCGACUGAAGGAACCAAGCAUUAAGUGCGUUGACCUUGUUGUUCAGGAACUCACAAAUGUUUUCCGAAACUGCGCCCUUAAGAUGUCACGGUACCCAAGACUUCAGGAAGAAACAGAACGCAUCAUCACUACACAUAUCAGAGAACGGGAGCAGAUAGUUAAAGAAAAUAUUCUCCUACUGAACGAGUGUGAAUUAGCCUACAUGAACACCAACCAUGAAGACUUUAUUGGAUUUGCCAAUGGUCACAGAGCUAACUUCGAGACUUCUUUGUUUAUGCAAUGCUCCAGAGGGUCAAAUAUACCAGAGGCAAAUCAAACUGCCCAGCAGUCAAGUGAGAACCCCAGUAAGUCCGGUCGCAAGCUGGGGAACCAGGUGAUCCGCAAGGGUUUCAUGUCCAUCUCCAACCUGGGCUUCAUGAAGGGCGGCUCACGCGAUUACUGGUUUGUCCUAACAUCUGAGUCACUCUCUUGGUUCAAGGAUGAGGAGGAGAGAGACAAGAAGUACAUGUUAAUGCUGGACGGCCUCAAGAUCAAGGACAUAGAGCAGGGCUUCAUGUCCCGCCGUCAUGUGUUCGCUCUCUACAACCCAGACCUGAAGAAUGUCUACAAGGACUACAAGGAGCUACAGUUGGGUGUAGAGACUCAGGAUGACAUGGACUCCUGGAAGGCAUCAUUCCUACGUGCUGGCGUCUACCCAGAGAAAGUUUCUGACUCUAGCAAUGGGGAAGAGGGCCCCAGUGAAUGCUCCACAUCCAUGGACCCUCAGCUUGAACGGCAAGUGGAGACAAUUCGCAACUUAGUUGAUUCCUACAUGAAGAUUGUCACUAAGACUACACGAGAUUUAGUACCAAAGGUUGUCAUGAAUUUGAUGAUCAACAACACCAAAGACUUCAUCAUGGGAGAACUGCUUGCCCAUCUUUAUGCUUCUGGUGACCAGAAUUCAAUGAUGGAAGAAAGUCCAGAGGAAGCACGCAAGCGAGAGGAGAUGCUGCGCAUGUACCACGCAUGUAAAGAAGCUCUUAAGAUUAUAGGAGAUGUAUCCAUGGCAACGGUGUCUACUCCAAUGCCACCUCCAGUCAAGGAUGAUUGGCUCUCAACUGGUCAAGAAAGUCCAAGUUCCCCCUGUCCUCCACGACUCUCAGAUGAAGGGUCCAGGUUUGGCUUCACCCACACAUCCUCUUCAUCCACAUUAGCAUCAUGCAGCGAGAAUUUUUGCCUCUCAUUCUGGCAGCCAACCAGGAUUGGCCAUAGUGGCCCCCCGUCUCCUGGUGGAAACAUGAGACGAGCUCCUCCACCAGCAGUGUCUCGAGCACCACCUCCAGUACCCAUUGGGGGACGGCCUGCUCCAGCCAUUCCCUCUCGCCCGACUCCAGCCCCACCAGGUCGUCAGGGUAAUUCAGGGGCGCUUCCACCACCUCUUAUUCCAUCGCGUCCAGUGCCCAUUGUGCCUCCAAGACAACCAGACCGGCCUCACAUCCCCCAGCGACCCCACUAAAUAUUACAAAACAAAACAGAGAUGCAAUGUUCUCUCUCAGAUUACAGAUGGGUGCUGAAUUCUUUACAGUCUCCUGCUAGGUAUUAGUGUUAUUAUUGAAUAUUUAAUAGUCAGUGGAGUGCCGUGUACAUUCUUACUUCAUCCCAGGAGCAAAGAUUAGGUUCACGAGAGUAAGACCUGUUUUGUUCACCAAUGACGAUUUGUCACCUAUUGUGGUAAAUUAACUAUGGCAUGCUAUUUUAUUUAUGAGAGUAUAGAGAUAUAUUAAAGUUUAUCAUAAACAUCUCUUAACUAGAUUUGUUUACGCAUCAUUCAGGUGAAUUUAUUUGAAAGUUUUAUAUAGUCAUUGCACAUUGAUAUAGGAUAUAAAUAUAAAGAACCUUGAAUGAUGUACACUUACCUGCUUUUGAAUCAAAAGUUUAAUGCAAACCCCAACACCUUGUUUAAAUUAUUAAUUAUCUUGAGUCUUUUUUAAAUUACUGUAGAGUUAUUUCUGUUAGUCACUGUUACUGCCAAAUAGAAUAAUAAGUCUGUGAUACUGUCCUCACAUAUUGGAUGCUUAAUUUAUAUACUGUAUAGGAUGUCCAUAAAUUGUCUGGCCUCAAAAUAACCUACAAGUACCUGAAGGCAGCUCUCCAUGCUGCACUAUCGUGCAGUCUCUCUUGUCAGGUUCCUAACUCUGUCAUUUUUUACAACCUCUCCCCUAUAUCAUUCUUGGCUGAUCCCAGGUUCUCCUCCCCUCCACAUAUUGGCUCAUGCACUUCUUGACCCAAUUGGUCUUUCAUUCACUCCACUUGUCCAAACUGUGUCAACCUGCCUCAACACAGAACUUUGCCAAUAUAGUACAGUACUCUUAAUACCCAGCCCCUCUCUUAGCUCUGAACAGGGCCUCCUGACUUUCAUUUUCACAUUAUACAUAAACCUGAUCAUUCUCAUUUUAGCUCACUCAGGUCUGCUUAUGUCAUCCUCUUUAACUGCCCAUGUUUCACUGCCAUACAACAUCACACUUCUCACACCUGCUGCAUACGUUCUUCCUUUCAUGCAGAGGGAAGGUCCUCGUGUUGUUAAUAAAGGCAACAACUCUCUAAACUUCAUGCAGACACUUCUGACUCUUGCAAUUGAGCAGGCUUCAAACACUCCCACUGGCACUGGUCAUAUCAUCUAGGUAACAGUAUUCAUUGAGCCAGUCCAGGGACAUUCCCCUACUUUCACUAUUUAUUCUCAGAGGUUUUUGGGUCCUCAUAAUGCCAUAACCAUUCAAACAAUGUACUCCUUGACUCUUGGCGAUCUCAUUGCCCAUUUUAGUAUUUCACUUGCUACUCUGUCAAAUGCCUUUUCAAUUAUGAAGUACAACUUUCUUUCCUUCCCUAAAUAUUUUACUUGUAUUUGCCUGGCCAUAAAUAUUGAAUGUGUUGUCCCCCUAUCUGGCAUAAAUGCAAAUUGCAUUUGUUUAUGUUCACUCUCUCCAUUAUCAAUUUCUCCAUACUUUCAUAACCUGAUCUAGCAGCUUCAUGCUCCUGUAGUGCGCCCACACUAAAGUGCAUCACCUGUACUCUUGUAAGCACUCAUGAUCACAUUCUUCCUCCAGUCAUCUGGAACAGGCAAGUAUAAUAUAACCAGUGUGUUCUAUCGAUAAUGUUUUUGUAGUACCUAAUUUUUAAAAUGGAUCAGAUAAUUUAUGGACACCCUGUAUGUAUAUAAUAGAUUAAAUUGGGUAAAUUACAGAGAAAUUUAAUAAAAAUUGACAUGUUCUAUAGCACAAACUAAAAUUGGUAUCAACACGUUGGCUGUGGUGGUAGUGCACAUGUAGAAAGGUUUCAGCUGGUGGGGAGGAAAGGAGUCGCACUAAACAACAUACGAGGGAUCCACUCAUGCUCGAGUCUUAAAAUAUACUGAACUAGUGUCUUGCCAGUUUUGUAAUGAAUAUAAUAAGUCCCCUCACAGCAAGUUUACUGGGCACUUGUUGCUAAUGAUGUUAUCUCAGGUGAAAACAUUUAGUUGAGAUGUUGCCUUUGGAAUUAUUGGGGGAAUUGGAACUUAGGUCUUGUUGUUCUUGGCUGGGAAUAAAUGUUAAUAUUUUUAAAAGUGGAGGGGGGAAAACAGAAAAAUUGGGACCUUAAGUCAAAAACGUGUGCUUGAGGAUGAAUGUAAAACUGGUCUUUCAUUUUAAAUGUAUUAAAAACUCUUCAUUUGCUGUGGUUUGAAGACCUUGAAAAUAAACCUGAACUUGGAAAUUGAAAUUGCCUAUAGUGUAAGAACCAAGUGAAAUGUGUUUCCAUCUUUUCAUGUGGGUUUAAUUUGUAUACUUGAUUUUUAUGUAGCUGUAAGUUCAAUGAGAGGAAUAAUAAUUUACAGGGCUCUAAAUGUUUCAUCUUAAGAGGUACUUGGGGGUGAUCAGGAGGUGCUUCUCAAGAACAGGUGAUGGUCUGGGACCUAAGAUUUAGUAUUUCACCCGAUAACAGAGACAAGUUGAAGCAGGUAAUGUUAAAUUUUGAAAAUCAUGGAGUUGUACUGUGACAAAUAAGUCCUUCAUAGCACCAUAGGAUUUAACUUGGCUUCCUGGGUUGUGAAUGUGACCGAAAUAAACCAUGUUUUGUUGGACAAGGGGUGGUUAAUUGGUGUCUAGGGUAUUUGAGUGUGUUAAACAUGUGAUUGGCAAUUUUUUUGUUUCUUUACACAGUGAUUAGGAAAGUGCUCUUCUAUGUUUAGUUGAUGUAAAUAUCUUUUUGUGAUUUGUAAAUCUACUUUUCCUACAAAUAUUUGAAUUCAUAUAAAAUAAAAGAUGUCUAUGUGUUUGUACAUGUUAGAAUAUUUUUAAUGAUUGUAAAUAUGUACAUUAAGAAGUUACCAAGUGUCUGAGGUAGAUUUAAGUAUUUUUAUAUAGAUUUUGUAGGGUGAAGCUAGUCAAGCUUGCCUAUGGAAAAUAGUUUAUUUUAACUGCGAGGAAAUCUGUUUUUGGAUAUUCUCUUCUUUAAGUUAACAUAGGCCAUAAAUUUAUAUUCUGGUAUUUCUACUUUAUAUUACUGUCUCCAAAGCAAAAGACCUAAUUUACAGUGCUCAACUUAAUUUCAUUUGCUUGUGUAGAAUUUGGGCAGAUAUUUUACAGUGUGUUUCUUUGUACAGUAUAUGUCUUGAGUGUUUGUUUCAUAAUAAGUGUGUGUUAUUUUGGAAGGUCCGAUAUUAUCACUGUGAUGGGUAUUUGUCUUGAGGUUCACCUCCAGUAGUUUGCAAGAGUUAAGUGUAGUGUAAGAAAGUUGAGGUCGUUAGCAAGUAUGUGUGGGUAUUUCUUUUUGUUAUCUUAGCACUUUCCUAUCACUUUCUACUCUUAUUUUGUUCUGUUCUCCUCUGUCAUUCUCCCUUAUCAUUCCCCACAUUCAUUGAAGUUUGUGUACUCCUUGACCCACCACCACAUGAGAUAAGAGUAGAGUCAUUAGAAGUUUGUAAGAACUUUGAUGUAUUGGACUAAUUAGAGGGAAUGACUGUCCGAUAAAGCCAAUUUCCGAUGUUUCAAGCGUGUCCAAUAUAGCAACGCUCUACUGUAUCAUAUUAUUGUUGUAUGUUUUCAUUGCCAUUCAGUUUUGGUCAGCAUCCUAAGAAUUUCUUAAUGGAUUUACUCUCCACUUAGAGGCAUAAAAGUACUGUACUGGAAUAGGCAGUGUUCAAUUUUACAUUUCAGUUGACUGUUUUUCAAAAUUCUAGUUUCAGAGUCUUACUGUGCAUGCAUGGUAUGUCAGCAUCACUAGAGCAGGUUUGUUUUAACAUGACACACAUAUCUGGUGAUACUUUGUGUUAUGAUUUGGGGACUGAACUUCCAUAAUAAUUUCUACUUUGACAAAUGUUCUACAUGAUAUGACGUUCUCUCCUGGUUUUAUUGUAGAUGUUAUACUUCAGCACCACCUCCAGUGAUUCACUUCAAGUGAGAUGAGUUUUGGAAUAGAUUCAUUGACAUCAUUUACUUACUUGGUUGAUGUUGGUAAUUCUGGACAAUCUAACAUGCUCUCUUCAGACAAAAUUCCCUGGACAUCAUUUACUAGACUCUCAUGUUGGUAAGGGAUUGGAAUUUUAACACCAAUUUACUCAUAAUUUUCAUUGUGCAGUUUUAUACGAUGUAUUUUAUUAUACUGUAACAUGAUUAAUUAUAAAAGGCAAAGAUGGUCAACUACAGAUCAAUCAUGUGUAUGACCCAGAUAUUACUGAGUGUAGAGAGAAUUUUGGUUACUACUGUGGAGGGUAAGACUGUUCACAUGAUGGUGGAAGUGUUUAUGUAUGAGACAGUUGGUAGGGGAAGAUCACAGCCCAGCUUGGCACCCAACAGUGAAUAUUACUACUUAACCUUAAAGGAUGACGGUUAGCCCUACAAGAUUGUCAGUUCAAUACAUGAUAGUUUAACACUUAAUUUGAUGGUUUAGUAACACAAGGAUGAUGGUUUAUUUUGAGUAUUUAAUCAUCAAUGUAUACUCUUUGACACUGUAAUUACCUUUUAGAUGUUCAAAUGCAAGGUAACUGCUUCACCUAAACAAUUGUUCAAUGUCUUUAAUAAGGCAUCUGAUGAAGAUUUGUUAGUGACACAGUUAUGGUGUGUGACAGAAUCCUGUGUUAUACUGUACAGUGAUUCAAGAGCAGGAAGAACAUAUUAGCAGCAUCCAAGGUGUGGUGCAUCAUGUCAGAUUUAUUAAUGGCAUUGGUUGCGUGUAUUAAAGUGUAUGUCUUUGUGAGAGAGAAAACUAUUGUAUUUCCACGCUAACCUGACCCAUAAGCCACACCCCUCUUCUAUAAAAAUAGAUGAUUAGCUCAAAGAAAAUGUUUUUGUAGCUGUCCAUUUAUUCAUACUAAAUAUGUUCACAAUUGGUAAGCAGACCUGUUAUCUCUAAACUAAUGUUAAAUAACUGGACUAUCAAAAUGCAACUGAUUUCAAGACAUUAGCACUUUGGAGAGGAUGUUGUACCAAACAUAAAGCAAACAAACAAAUGGUACCAAACAUAGCAUGUUCUUGAAUAAUGUCUCUCUACACGAGCUUCAGGCAUGUUGACUGAAUACGGACCAUAGUAUCUAGGAAUAAUCCAAGAAGACCUGAUAACUUACCACCUACACUAGCUAACGAUAAUACUGGACUCGAUAUGUUAAUAAAUUACCAUGAAGGUUUCUAAUUACUACUGGUUAGACUGUGGUAAAUGAAGUAAAGAAAGUUGCCCAUAAUUUCAACCUGUCUGGGGAUUAAACCUGGGACCACUCACUUACGAGGUGAGCGUGCGAACUAUACACCACAGGUUUCAAAUACAGUAUCAUGCCAACACCUGAUAUGUUCCAUUAAGUAGAUAUGUCAAAUACUCUAAUGAUCAAGUGGUGAUGUACAAAUGAUGAGAGGAGCUGGCAGUAGGGGACAGGAAAGUCUCAUCAAGUCUUCAAUGGUAGCAUCUGUGUAUAGUGUAAUGCAACGCAACAAAUAUGUUACCUUACCUUAACUCUUAACCUCCUUGCUUUUAUUUAUACAGUAUUCAUUCAGUUCUGUAGGUUUUCCAAACAUUUCAUAUUGUCUGCAUCUGUUAUAGUGACACCCUCAGUAAUAAUGCAUUGCCUCUUUCAUCCAACAUUACCAUUAACUGCUCUCACCCUCCUGUACUGAACAGCCUCAAAAAAACUUAGGGUAGCCUCAAUAAUCAUUAUUUUUAAAAAAUUCACCUUUACUGUAGUUAUAGUUCACAAAGUGUCGCAAAAGAGAUAGCAAACAAUUAUUGGGACAUAUUUUGCUUGCCUGAUUAUCACAAUCCUCCAUAAUUGUGAUUUGUACAUUAAGAGAUGAAAUAGUUGCCCAGUACAGUACUGUACUGUACCUCUUUGUAAGAUAUAAAUCUCACAUUGGGAAGAGUUACUCCUCCGAUAAAUAUUGGAUGUAAAGAUUCAUAUGGAAAAGAUGCGAGUUGUGGUAUUGAUUAACACAGUUGGGGAAACUUGAAUUUUGAAGGACUAUCAUUGACUAGGAUAUCUUGUUUAGAUGUUUUAUUUCCCUCAAGGAUUUAGUGUUUAGUUGUCUGUCUUCAUUGUUUGGGUAGAACUUACAAUGCAAGAAAUGUCAGAUUAAUGUGAGUGAUGCUCCCCUUUUGUAGUUGUGGACCUUAAUUGCACAGGUAUUAUUGGCAUUAUUUCAUACCAUUCAUAGGGAUGUAUUUUUAUGGGGUACAGUAUGAGCAGCCUACGAGAUUAUGUCAAGAACUAACAGAGGGCACAAGACAUUAUGAUACUGUAUAAUGGUCAGAGGAAGAAGCGAUAGUGGAGGCUGUGGUGAUUAGAUCUGUUGAAGGAAUAGAUGUAAUGGUAUAAAAACUUAGGCUAGAAUGAGAAAAGUGGCACAUUAAGGAAUGUAAUGUGGAUGUACAGAACAUCUGACUUUUCCAUUCAAGGAAAUGUGAAAAUAUUUUAAAAUAACUUUACAUAUCCCGAUUUUUUUUUUUAUCUAAUUUAAUGCCUUAUCGUGCAUACUCGUGAUAAAAUUUUUCCUCUAUUCAGAAACUAAAAGAUCAGGUUGUGAAUAAAAAUAAGGAAUUUUUAAUAGGAAAGAGGAUGUUAAAGUACACUUUAUUUGCUAGUAUAACUCCUCCCCGACUUACGGUGGGGUUAGGGACCCAAAUCCAGGUCGUAAGUCAAAAAUGCUUAAUUAAUACAUAGAAAAUCUAAAAUGGGUGUCUUAUUUUCUUCUCAGCACCACAAAACUCUCACUUUUAAGCAUGCCAGCCAUUUUAAAGUGAAUUACAAACAAAAAUUUUGUAUGCGUACUGGUGUUGGGACUCACUUUACACUUGUUUUACACUUCACUUCUCUCUCCAGUUAUUUCUCCCCUUUUCUUUGAAGACUUUAUGUCCCUUGGUCCACCCCACACAUGCUGGUAGGUAAGUAAAGAUAAUAAAAAGGAUAAGUGGAAAGAAUAACUGAUUGUAAGUUAAUGUACUAUUGCAGGUAAGUUUAUUUAUACAUCUGGUGUGUGUGUGCGUGUGUGUGCGAGAAGAUAGUACGAUAGGAAAGUCGAGAGGUCAUUAUAACACACAUUUUUGAGAGAUAAUACAGGUAUCAAGAUAUGCUAAAAAACCUCAAGUAUUUAAGAAGUAUAGUUUAUGAUAUAUCUAAACAAAUCAAAAAAAUUUUCUCCCAAGAUUUUAAGUUUGACAUUUAUAUUAACAUUCCAUUGUGUUUUGUCACUAGGCAACCUUGGUAUCAUUCCAUAAACUUGCCAGCCAUUAAUCUCUUCCUCACUGUGUCUCAUGAUGCAAUUUCGUACCUAUGUAAUUUAGUUGUAUGUUUAUUUUUUAAAUUAAUUAAUUAAUUGUGUAACUUCAAGAUUGACAGAUUUUUGGAAAUAUGACACUGGAGUGUUGUUAGAUCUCGGUACAGUAUAACGUGUGCUGCUGCGUCAGGACUUCUGUAAACACAUCUCACUUUUUACCCCCAUUACUGAAUAUUGUAGGGAUAUAUUGUAUCUAGAUAAUGUAUAUGCCCUUAUUGAUCAGUGGUGCUGUGUAUUACAGAAUGUUCUCCCUCCAGUCAUUUGUAUUCAUUGGAUUGUUAUUGAAGAUGAAAAUAAUUUAAUUCAGCUGUUGUUUGAAAAAAAAAAGGGAUGAAUUACUGUACCACCACAUAAAUUAGAUUCUCAUUGUUAGUCAUCUUCUAGACAGUUUGUCUCUUUCUUUUUAUUGUGAACUGUAUGACAGAAUGAAAUUGAAUAAAUAUGUCCAUAA
This is a messenger RNA of Homarus americanus (American lobster), 10591 nucleotides long. It is a transcript of the gene shi, whose product is annotated as dynamin-like. The record is from RefSeq and is a predicted model, not a curated record. The coding region runs from base 111 to 2864 and encodes 917 amino acids. Lineage: Eukaryota; Metazoa; Arthropoda; Malacostraca; Decapoda; Nephropidae. Gene Ontology annotation, molecular function: GTP binding; microtubule binding; GTPase activity. The transcript has 18 exons. Gene Ontology annotation, cellular component: plasma membrane; cytoplasm; microtubule. Gene Ontology annotation, biological process: receptor-mediated endocytosis.